AGCCUGUCAAGAUACUCGAUUUGCACCUCUCCCAACCACAACACCAGGACAAGACCGCACCUGGAAUUGAAUAAUCAAAAUCUUCAUCAUGGGUACCGCGAAGAAAGUCCGCAAGUUUGGCGCCGUAAGAUCCCCAUUCAAUCGACUCCCCAGCAGCACAGCUAACCCCCACCAGGUCAAACGCCUCAUCGGCCAAAACGAUGCCCGCUUGAAGAAAAACCAAACCAAAGCCGAAGACGAGUCCAAGAAGAAAUCCGCCGAGUCGCAAAUCGUCCGCGAAGUCCCCCAGGUCUCCUCCGCGCUCUUCUUCCAAUACAACACCGCCCUCGUACCACCCUACUCCAUCCUCCUCGACACCAAUUUCCUGUCGCACACCGUCCAGCGCAAACUGCCUCUUCUAGAAACUCUGAUGGAUACACUGUAUGCGAACUGUAUCCCCGUGAUCACGUCGUGUGUUAUGGCGGAGUUGGAGAAGCUGGGGCCGAAGUAUAGGAUUGCGUUGAGGAUUGCGAGGGAUGAGAGGUGGACGAGGAUGCAGUGUGAUCAUAAGGGGGUGUAUGCUGAUGAUUGUAUUGUGGAUCGGGUGAUGAAGAGUAAGAUUUAUAUUGUGGCGACGAAUGAUAGGGAGUUGAAGAGGAGGGUGAGGAAGGUGCCGGGUGUGCCGAUUAUUAGUGUGGCGAGGGGGAAGUAUGUGGUUGAGAGGUUACCGGAUGCGCCUGAGAAGUAGAUUGUGGGGUUUCUAUGGAAAAAUCGAGAAGGCAUUGCAUGGCGUUUUGGGGUGGGAGGUUACUUUGGGCGUUCUGGCUGCACGGGCUAAGGGGGCGUGAAAAGUCUGCUCUUUGCUCAUAGAAAUUGUAAGGCAGCUUUGAGGACUGGAACUUUGGCUGAGAUGAGCCUUUCAUAGAAGGGUUCACAAAGAUCAGAACAUAAAAGGCUCAAGGGCUAUGAUGUUACUUCCAAUCCGCGAAACUUGAUGGGUCCAUUUCAACGGACUUCUAGGCAGAACACGGGAAUCUUCUAUCGAAUUCUCUUUCAACAUCUCAAGGCGCCUCUAGAAAUCGUUGUCCUCUUUCUGGCCGUCCAGUGGUGGUACCUGAAUAGCCGUAGUGAUGAUUUCCUCGCGCUCAACUCAAGAACCCCAAUAUCGAUCAGCCUCUGCAAACAUGACUCUACCUCAUCUUCCAUCAUCGAACAGAAGUGGACGUUAAGCCUUCGAUUUCCUCAGUCCAAAGUGCACCCACAUGACACUUAGUUGGAAUCUGAAAUAGGGCAUACUCUGGGCGCAUAGCCUAGCCGAUAUGGCCCCGGGGAAGAUGGGACGGGAUAGGAACUCAAGGCUCGCCUAAAAAGGCAGCUAGUAAACAAAAGUCACGGCUGAAUCACUCCCGAAGUAACGACCUCAAACGGGGACUCCGAUUCAAGUAAGCCUCGCAUCAAUGAUUUAUAUGUUAUUUUAGUCGAACAAUCUAUUCAAUAUCUGAUCAA
Molecule: messenger RNA, 1485 nt
Organism: Cadophora gregata
Lineage: Eukaryota; Fungi; Ascomycota; Leotiomycetes; Helotiales; Ploettnerulaceae
Exons: 1
Coding region: 89-727 (212 amino acids)
Cellular component (GO): small-subunit processome; nucleolus
Source: RefSeq, a predicted model, not a curated record